Molecule: messenger RNA, 1806 nt
Organism: Fonsecaea monophora
Lineage: Eukaryota; Fungi; Ascomycota; Eurotiomycetes; Chaetothyriales; Herpotrichiellaceae
Exons: 1
Coding region: 1-1806 (601 amino acids)
Biological process (GO): protein phosphorylation
Molecular function (GO): ATP binding; protein kinase activity
Source: RefSeq, a predicted model, not a curated record
AUGGAUCCUUUCAGCAUUAUUGGAGCAAUUGGUUUUGCCUUUCAAGUCGUCGAGAUAACAAUCGAUGCAGUCGACUACUGGAAGAGAACCAACGAUGUGGGAGACGACAUCAUCAUGAUAGUGGCACGCCUCGACAUGAUUCGGGCGCGGAUCAAGUCGUGGUCAGUCGACUGGGGCAUGCGUGAGCAACGACACCUGGAGCAUCCCAAGUUCCGCGAAUAUGGCCAUUUGGCUCUUCACUAUCUUGUCAUCAUUCAGCGCCGUCUGGUCCGCUUCGAAGACUUUGAGACAAGGUAUACCGGCCUCUUCGGAGCUGCUCGAACGCGGAGCACGGGCUCGGUCUCGCGUAUCGCGGCUGUGGCAGCCUUUGAGCAGACGGCAACGAAUGAAGGCCAUAUCAUUAGUGGCGCAGAGCUCCUCACGCAGUUGAAGACAGACGUGACCGCAUUGAAUCACGGCAACGUGCUCGAGCGCUGGAGAUGGGCUCGCAGGGACAAGCGAGGCCAGACGAUGGUCGAACAGAUCGACACGCUGGUCAAAGAUCUGGAAGACUUCUUCCCCCCUCCACGCAGCGAUGCAGCCGGUGCUAUCGUCUUCAACCGAGGCCUCUCGUCCAGCAAUAUUGACAGCCUUCAAGCCCUCCCGAAGCUUGAGGCAAUGCAAGGAGAUGGCAACCCCGACAUGCGCGACGUCUCGACCUUGGCAUCCCUGAAGAUCAUCGCCGCUAAUCUCGGUCAGCGAGCCGCAAAGGCCAAAGAACAGACACUUCGAUGGAGGUCCAUCACUACCGAAGACGGCAAGGCACUCUCGCUUGAGCCGUGCGUAGGCGGCUGGGAGAUAGCGAAAUGGAAACAGACGUCUCGAGGAGACGCCGAGACAGUCCUGGUGGAAUGGAAAAUUGUGCCCAUGUCCCUGCCACUGGACCAGAAAAAAAAGCUCGAUGAGCGCAUCUACGAUCUCGGCAAGAUGCUGCAAGCGGCAGGCAAGCCCACCAAGAUGCUCACACUCGACUGUCUUGGGAUCGCCGAGAAGCCCGUGUCUGACUCAAGUGAUGCCCAGUACGGCCUGGUCUUUCGCGUGCCGCCGAAUCACCGACCUACCUCCCUGUACGAGCAUCUUGUUACUCCUGGAACAGAGCCCAGUUGCCUCUCUCACCGUUUUGCCCUCGCACGCGCCCUCGCCAAAGCUGUGCUGUACCUCCAUCUGGCCUCGUGGCUACACAAGGGCAUCCGCAGUGCUAAUGUACUCUUCUUCAUCAGCCUGCCAGACAAAGUUGUGGAUAUAGCUGCUCCACGCCUUGCUGGGUUCGAGUACAGCCGUCUGGACGAGCCCAGCGCACUAACAGAGAGCACAACAGACUUUGGCGACCACAAUUUAUAUCGUCAUCCACAGCACCGCGGCUUACCAGUGUCAGACGACCAGAAAGCGAACAACCAGCCGGGUAAGAAGCGUAACUCCUUUAGCUACAAAGCCGACCUGUACAGCCUGGGUGUCGUGCUGCUCGAGGUUGGACUGUGGCUCACGGCUGCAAAAAUCGUGGCGAGGGACAAAGAUGCCAACCGCAGUGCUGACGGUGACGCCGACCCGGGAGAUAGAAAAUACGAUGAUGAGGAGGAGGAUGACGUUCGCAAUGUGUUCGUGCGGCAGAUUCCCACGUUGAGACGGACGAUGGGCCCAAUUUAUGCGGAUGUAGUCGACAGGUGUCUGACUGGGGAUUUUAAGCCCAAGGACGACGAGGCGCUGGCAACUGUGUCGGAGGUUUUUUAUGUCAAUGGUGUGCAGCCUCUGGACAGGUGUGUAGUGUAG